Messenger RNA from Plasmodium yoelii, 3267 nucleotides. RefSeq lists its product as uncharacterized. Gene Ontology annotation, molecular function: protein binding. The transcript has 2 exons. The record is from RefSeq and is a predicted model, not a curated record. Lineage: Eukaryota; Apicomplexa; Aconoidasida; Haemosporida; Plasmodiidae. The coding region runs from base 1 to 3267 and encodes 1088 amino acids.
AUGGAAAUGAGAGAGCGAACCCCAAAAAGUAUAAAAGAGAAAAAAAAUUACGAGGAUAUAAUUUCUUCACAAUAUGAUGGAAGUAAAAAAAAAACAGUUUCUUCAAGAAAAAUAAAUAAAAAUAGUGAUAAAAAAAAAGCAAAGAUUAGUCAAAAAAACAACAUUGAAAAUGAUAUAGAAAUUAGGAACAAUUCUGUAUAUAACGAUAAAAUAGUAAAUAAUAAUAUCCCCAAUCAAAUUAAAACUAACAAAAAAAUAAAAAAUAAAAUACACCAUGAAUCAGCAGAAAAUACCAAAAAUUAUGAUGAUGAUGAUGAUAUAAAAAAUUCAUGCAACGAUUCUCAAAAAAAUGAUAACAAUAUUUUAUCAAUAUCAAGCCAAUUAAAUUAUAGUAAAAGUGGUGAAGAAAAUAAUUCUCUAAAUAAUCAGGGCUAUAAAAGAGGAAGAAGAAAAACAAAACAACAUAAAGAUGAUUUUUUUUGUUAUUAUGAUGAAAUAGAAAAUGAAGAAGAGGAAAUAUCAAGUGAAGAAUAUGAAUCAGAGCAAGGAAAAAAAAAUAAAAAAACACCAAAUGAAAAAAAAAAACAAAAUAAUGAUUCUAUAAGUAACAAAUUUAAUGAUUUUAUAAAAAAAGAAAAUGAUAUAUAUGAUUAUAAUUUAGACUUAUUUUAUUUUUUGAGUAAUUUUAAAACAAAACAAGACAAUACGCAAAACUUAAAUAAGUUGGUACUUUUUAUACUACACGAAAUUGAUGGGAAACAAAUUUUAGACAAUAAUAAUAAUGUUGAAAAUAAAAUGAAUAAAACGAAAAAAACGAAUAAACCUUUUGUUAACAUAAAGGAAAAUAUCGAUAUAGAAUAUAUAACGAAUCACGAUAAAAAAGAUAUAAGAAAUGUAUUUUUUUUUGAAAAUAUUAAAAUAAAUUAUAACGAUACAAAUGCGGUUAUUUCCCCAUUUAAAAGUUCUUUGGUUGUUGAUAAUAAUGUAGCUAAUAUUUCGUCGCAAAAAAAAAAAAAAACACCAAAUGAAAAAAAAAAAAAAAAUGAAAAAAAAAAGCAAAAUAUUAAUGGCAUAGCUCGACGUGGUGAUGAUAUGGAUGUACAAAACAGUUCGUUCAAAAUUAUAAAAAUAAAAAUACCAGAAUAUGAAGAUUUGCCGAUGUAUAUAAAUAUUAACGAAAAUAAUGUCAAAAUAAAUUUUGAGAUAAUAUGUUUUUUAUAUUUUCUAUUGAUUUGCAAUUAUUUAUCUAGGGACAAUAAACCCAACAAAGAAUUGGAUAGUCAUAAUAAUUCUUUUGAUUUAAUUGAUAUAUUUUCUAAUAUUGAAAAAAAUUCGGAAUAUUAUUUUAGUGGCGAAAAAAAUAUUUUUUUAAGUUUGUGUGCUCCUGUGGUUUAUCUAGAUUUGACUAUUAACAUUAAUUUAGUAAAUUGUUUUGAAACAUGUUUACAAAAUUGUGAUAAUAUAAAUAAUGAUGAAUUAAAUAAAUAUGAUCAAAAUAAAUUACCACUUGAUAUUUAUCAAGAAGAAAAUAUAAAAAUAAAAAAUUUACAACAAUUAAUAAAUAUAUUUUUAUUAAAAUGUAGAAACAUAUUUAAUGGAUGUCUAUUGGCUAUUAGUAUUUGCAGUUAUUUAAACACUUGUAUAUUUUCAAGAAAAUUUAAUAAAAGUAGAAAUUUUUUAUUUAUUUAUUUUGUUUCACAAUUUAUGAAUUCUAGUUAUUUAUUUGAUAUAAUUGAAGUAGAAAAUGUUUGUAAAAAAGCAGAAUGGAUAAAACUUAAUACUAUCUCACAAGGAGUAUCAAAAAAAACAAAUUAUGAUUCUAAUAUUUCACAAAAAGAUGAAUAUACACAUCUAUUGAUGUGUCUAGUAGGACAUGAAAUUAUAAUAUAUGGAAUUUCGAAAUGUGAUUAUUUUGUGCAGUUAUACUAUUCUGUUAAGGAUCAAAAUGGGAUCCCCAAAAAUGGCAAAAAUGAUGAUGAUAAUGAUGAUGAUAAUGAUGAUGACAAUGAUAAAGAUAAUGAUAGUGAUAAAGAUAAUGGCAAUGGCAAAGAUGGUGGUAGCAUGAGUAAAAAAUAUAUAGAAAGCAAACUUAAGCAAACCAAAUUUAAAAAAUUAUUUUCAUAUAAAAAUGAUGAUAUAAUAAACGAUUUUUCAUAUUCUAUAUACAUAAAAAAUAACCAAAGAUAUAUAAAAUUAGUUAUCUGUUGUAACAAUAUGAAUAUAAAAAUAAUAGAUAUAUUUUUAAAAAAAAAUAAAAAUGAAUACGAUAUUAAUAAUUUUAUACAAAAAAUGGAAACAACAAAUAUGAAGUUUGAUAAUUGUAAUUCCAGUUUGUCAUAUUUUUUUCCUUUUAAAAAUGUUACUCAAUUUGAAUUAAAAAAAAAAAAAAAAAUUUCAAAUUCUAAUAAAAAUAAAAUAACAUAUGAACCUAUUCUCAACAAAUCGAACAAUACAAUGUCUUAUUUAAAUAAUGAAUAUACAGAAAAAAAUGUUAAAUAUAAUAUUACUAAAUAUUCUUAUUAUGAUGUAUAUACUAUGGAAGAUAUAUUGCAUAUAAAACAUGGAAUAAUCACAUUAUGCUCAUUUUAUCCAUGUAUAAAUUCAUUUAUUUUAUGCAUAAGUAUAAAAGAAGGUGAUGUUAUAGUUAUAGAUAUACGAAAUAAUAAUGAACUUUUUUAUUUUAAAAGAAAAACAGAAACUAUAUCACAUUUAAAGUGGAAUAAAAAUAGUUAUAUUUCUUUUGGGCAAGAUAAAGGAUGCAUAAUAUAUUUAUUUGAAAAUAAAUAUUUUUUAAAUAUAGACAAAAUAUGGAACAAUAUUAUUGAAACUAUAUGUACACAUAAUUGUAUAAUUAGUGAUAAUUAUUUUUUUACAUAUGAUGAUGGUACUAUAAUAAAAGGAAAAAUAAAAAUUAAUUCAAAUAAAAUAAAACAUGAUGAAAUAAUCUCAUGGAAUAUAAUAUCAAAUUUUUCUAUAGACCCACAAAUUAUUUUAAAUAUUUCAUCAUCUAACAAUAAUCAAAUUGAUACACCUUCUUUCAUAUUACUAUAUGAAUAUUUAUGUGGAUUGCAACAUAUUUUAAAAACUGAAAUUAGAAUCAAAAAAUCGGAAAAUUAUGAUCCCGCUACGAGUCGAAAAGUUGUUGCAUUGGCUCCAAAAGCAAUUUCCUUUUCAUAUACUGAUAAUGGCUAUAUGACAGCAUAUGGAAACACUUGUGGAUUAAUUCACAUUUUUUUUGGGAAAAUAGAUACCCCAUCAGUUAUUUAG